AUGGUCCUCUCCACCUUCGACAUCGAGCCUCAAUUCCAGUCGACCCACCGUGAUAUUUCAUCUUUAGAGGCGCCUGUAUCGCUUGCGACAGAACCUGAAUACCACGCAUGUGUUCAAGAUUACGGCGAUGUCGUGCCGGGCGUCUCUCCACUGGUGGCUUCAGUGACCGAGAGGUUGUUGUUGGAGCUACCACUGUCUCUUGUGGACUAUAGUCAUGUUUCUUCCGCCGAACACGUUUUUGGCGAAACGGUAUACAACUUCUGGGAUGGCGGAAGCCAAGCGGGAGAUGGGUGUCAUAUUUCCAGGGAAGAAACGAUAGGGAACCUACUUGUCACAGACGGUUCUUUGCCGUUGGUAUCGAAAGGUGCUCCUGAUGAUCACGCGGCGAUUGUACCGGGCAGCUGGAACUUUUCUGUCGAUCUCCUCCCACCACCACCCCCGGACAUUUACUCACUUCCGGCCACCCUUCAAAUCGGCUGCAACCAACUGGACCAACCCAUCUACAGAGUUCCCGAUCACAAUCGUCCCCCAGCUACCCGGCAAGCCUCUACUAUUCUUGCAGCUCAGCCAAUUGCCGCCACAACUUCAGCAUCCUCGCUCGGAAUCCUCCAGUCUCAUGAGGUUGUCAGCACCGACGCCGAGACCGUCACCCGCAAACGCCAACGGAACACCCUUGCCGCUCGGAAGUACCGCAAGAAGCGUCUCGACCGCAUUACUGAACUUGAGCAAGCGCUACAGGAUGUGACGCAGCAAAGAGACGAGUUAAGGCUGCAGUUAGCGCGGCAAGAGGCCGAAACUAAGACGUUACGGGAGAUGAUGGACGGGAGGAGAUAG
Coniosporium apollinis CBS 100218 is the source of this 834-nucleotide messenger RNA. RefSeq lists its product as uncharacterized. The transcript is spliced from 3 exons. The record is from RefSeq and is a predicted model, not a curated record. Gene Ontology annotation, biological process: regulation of DNA-templated transcription. NCBI's taxonomy places the organism in Eukaryota, Fungi, Ascomycota, Dothideomycetes. Gene Ontology annotation, molecular function: DNA-binding transcription factor activity. The coding region runs from base 1 to 834 and encodes 277 amino acids.